Heterocephalus glaber (naked mole-rat) is the source of this 1967-nucleotide messenger RNA. RefSeq names its product abhydrolase domain containing 8 (gene Abhd8). Gene Ontology annotation, molecular function: lysophosphatidic acid acyltransferase activity; carboxylic ester hydrolase activity. Gene Ontology annotation, cellular component: mitochondrion. The record is from RefSeq and is a predicted model, not a curated record. NCBI's taxonomy places the organism in Eukaryota, Metazoa, Chordata, Mammalia, Rodentia, Bathyergidae. Gene Ontology annotation, biological process: lipid homeostasis; phosphatidic acid biosynthetic process.
GCCCGAGGCCCCGCCCCCUCGGGAGGGACUUAAAGCGCUGGCUCCUUCGGUGGCGGCGGGAUGUCCCUGCGCUGACCGCGGGGCCGCGCUCGCCAAGUGUAGACCCGCCUGGGCCGACCCCGCUCCACCAUGUAAACGGCGCCCGUAGGCGGACGCUGCCUUCCGCGCCCGGGACCCCUUCGCCCAGCCCCGGGGCCCGGGGCCGUCGAUGAGGACACGCCAUGCUGACCGGGGUGACCGAGGGGUUCCUCUGCUGCCUGCUGGGCUCGCCGCCCAACGCCGUGGGCCCACUGGAGAGCGUCGAGUCGGGCGACGGCUACACCUUCGUGGAGGUCAAGCCGGGCCGCGUGCUGCGGGUGAAGCACGCGGGCCCCGCGUCGGCGCCCUCGCCCCCGUCUCCCCCGGACACGGCGCAGGGCGGCCGGGCAGGCCUGGUGCGCUGCCAGCGCCGGAUCACCGUGUACCGCAACGGGCGGCUGCUGGUGGAGAACCUGGAGCACGGGCAGGGCGGCUGCGAGCCCCAGGCCUCGCUCGAGGUGGAGCUGGCCGAGCCCUCGGGGGCCGAGGGCCGCGCGCACGCGGGGGGAGGGGGGGGCGGGCGGCGGCGGCGCGCGCGGCGCCCCAAGAGGACCAUUCACAUUGACUGCGAGAGGCGCGUCACGAGCUGCAAGGGCGCACAGGCCGACGUGGUGCUGUUCUUCAUCCACGGCGUGGGUGGCUCGCUGGCCAUCUGGAAGGCGCAGCUGGACUUCUUCGUGCGCCUGGGCUACGAGGUGGUGGCGCCCGACCUGGCCGGCCAUGGGGCCAGCUCCGCGCCGCAGGUGGCGGCCGCCUACACCUUCUAUGCUCUGGCUGAGGACAUGCGGGCCAUCUUCAAACGCUACGCCAAGAAGCGCAACGUGCUCAUCGGGCACUCCUACGGCGUCUCCUUCUGCACCUUCCUGGCCCACGAGUACCCCGACCUGGUGCACAAAGUGAUCAUGAUCAACGGCGGCGGGCCCACGGCCCUGGAGCCCAGCAUCUGCUCCAUCUUCAACAUGCCCGCGUGCGUCCUGCACUGCCUGUCGCCCUGCCUGGCCUGGAGCUUCCUCAAGGCUGGCUUUGCGCGCCAAGGGGCCAAGGAGAAGCAGCUGCUGAAGGAGGGCAACGCGUUCAACGUGUCGUCCUUCGUGCUGCGGGCCAUGAUGAGCGGCCAGUACUGGCCCGAGGGUGACGAAGUCUACCACGCCGAGCUCACCGUACCCGUGCUGCUUGUCCACGGCAUGCACGACAAAUUUGUGCCGGUGGAGGAGGACCAGCGCAUGGCUGAGAUCCUGCUGCUGGCUUUCCUAAAGCUCAUCGACGAGGGCAGCCACAUGGUGAUGCUGGAGUGCCCCGAGACGGUGAACACGCUGCUGCACGAGUUCCUGCUCUGGGAGCCGGAGCCCUCACCCAGGGCUCUGCCGGAGCCCCAGCCCACACCCACAGAGGAGGAGUAGCUGGGCCUGGCACCGUGAGCUGAGCAGAGCCACAGCCAAUGGGGUCUGCGGGCGGGCACUGGGUGGGGGCGUCCAUGUCCGCGCCUCCAGUGGGUGUGGCCUGGUGGGAGACGCCCCCCAGGUCCGUGGGGCCGGGCAUGCGCCGGAGGACCCUGGUCGGCUGCCGGCCUGAGCCCGGCGUCCUCCAGGGCUGUAGCUGGACCCGCAGAGGACGACCUUGUACAGAAGCCCCGCCGUUCUGUCUUCCGUGCCACGUGUGCUUGUCCUGGGGCCCUCCUCCUCGGAAAGGGGUCCUGUUCUGUCGCCCGAGACCCACACCCCUCCCCACUCCGGCGCUAGAAGCUGUUGUUGCCCAUGGGGGGAGGGUCUGGGGCGGGGCCGACACCGCCGAACUUGCACCUCUCAACUGUAACUCAAUAAACAUAAGUGACAAUCGGAGCCUCCCGGCUUGUGCUGGGCAACCCCAGAGCUGGGCCUUCACCACACCCA